AUGUACAUUUACUUAUUAUUAUUAUUAAUCUGUAAAGUAUCGAACGCCGCCUCGGUAGAGGAUAGAGGCCUUUGGGAUCUACUGGGUAGCAUUUUGAAUUAUUCUAAUAGUGCACUCGUUCCAGAGGAUGCGAACCUAUCAAUUACCGAACUGGGGAAUAAAUAUGGAUAUCAUGUCGAACAACACACUGUGACUACCGAAGAUGGAUACAUCUUAAAUUUUCAUAGAAUACCGACACGAAGUAGAAAGGCCAGACCUGUGGUGUUCCUCAUGCAUGGCUUACUAGAUAGUUCAGACACGUGGCUAUUGCUGGGACCCAACAAGGCACUCGCGUAUUUACUAGCAGAUCUCGAGUUUGAUGUUUGGUUGGGCAACAGUAGAGGAAAUAAACAUUGCCAAAACCAUACUUCCUUGUACAAUACAGAUUCCGAUUUCUGGCAUUUUUCUUGGGAAGAGAUCGCAGUGCACGAUUUGCCAGCGAUGAUCGACUACAUCCUUCAGGUCACCGGUAUGCAGAAUUUGUACUACGUGGGCCAUUCUCAAGGCACAACGACGGGCUACGUGUUGUGUGCUAUGAAGCCAGAAUACAAUAGCAAAAUCAAAAUGAUGUUCUCGCUUGCACCAGAGGCCUGGAUGGGCCAUAUAAGAAGUCCUUUAGUGAAAAUAUUUUCCCCCGCUCACAGUGUACUCGCAUACCUACUCUCGGACUUCAGUGCUGAUUAUGCAGGAGUGGACUUCUUCAAUAAAAUAUCAACAUUCGUGUGUACUAUUGUACCGGCAAGAUGUGACAAUGUAUUGUUUGCGCUGUCGGGAUAUGAAACUAAAAUAAACGAGACAUUCUUAGCGGUCAUAUUGGGUCAUUCUCCGACUGGAUCGUCGACGUUUCAAUUCGCUCACUAUGGGCAACUGGUUGAGUCUCAUCGGUUCUGCCGCUAUGACUUUGGUAGACAAGGUAAUUUGGCGGCGUACAACCAGAGCGUGCCUCCUGAUUAUGACCUGAGUCUAGUAACGACACCAGUAGUGAUAUUUUACAGUGCUAAAGACUUGUUAUCGGACCCUAAAGACGUAAAUAUAUUGAUAAAAAACCUUAACAAUGUACGUGAAACCAUUUUCCUAGAAGAUUUUACACAUUUAGACUACGUUUAUGCUCAAGAUGCAGCUGAUGUUAUCUACAAUAAGAUUAUUAGCUGUAUCAUUAGUGAUGAAGAUAACUGA
Messenger RNA from Spodoptera exigua (beet armyworm), 1215 nucleotides. Lineage: Eukaryota; Metazoa; Arthropoda; Insecta; Lepidoptera; Noctuidae. The record is from the annotation of a GenBank genome assembly.